ACGCGUGCGAAUUUUACCAUUGGCAGGGGGUAUCGAGGGUAGGAGCCAAUCUGGCGACAGCGGAGGUGGAGCGAUAGGUAUUAAAUAGGCGAGCGACGGUUGGAGUUCGGGUAAACGCGCCGUACGUAAUGGGUUGUUGGUAUUUCGGAUAGUGGUCCGUUUGUGGUGGCUCUUCGAGUUGUCGGUACCGUCGUAAAUCGCGAUAAUUCCUCUCGUCGGCGAGGUUCGAAGGAUCAUCCGGUGCAGUGUCGCGGCUGCGAGUGACAACGAGUCCCGCGAAUACCACCGAGAGCUAGUAAACUCAGUUACCGGUUUGCCAGUGCCGGAGUCAGUCACCAAGACGAAGUGCCCCAGGUAUAAACCGAGAAAGCCAUGCCGUCUACAAACGGCUGUCACCGCUUUGUCUGGGUCCUCGUCAUCCUGGGAUCCCUUUUCCUCGAGGAUGUAGCGCCGGUUCGCAUCAGGACGAACACCGUCAAACGGAAGAAGGAAGCUCUCGGCGAUGCCAUUGACCAAUCGACAGCAUCGUCUUUCUGGAGUCCAGCCAUCAAGACCGGAAAUGUGUUCCAGACUCCGGACGAUUCCUCCAACUUCUUCUCUUCGACCCACGGUAUACUGCAAACUCACCCAUUGGGCACCUCCUUCCAAAGCGGAUUCGGAGGCAUCGACAACCUUGGUAGCAGAGGUUCCACCGUGAGGCCACCCAGGACUCGACCACUCGACUACAGCGAGCGGGCCACCGCCGAACUGAGACGUAAUCCAUCCCUCUCGGCACCCGAUGAGUGUGCUCGGGCAUGUCGCGAGGGCGACCCUCCAAGGAUUUGCUACUACCACUUCACGUUGGAAUUCUACACGGUCCUUGGAGCGGCCUGCCAAGUCUGCACUCCGAACGCCACGAACACGGUGUGGAGUCAUUGCCAGUGCGUUUUGGCAGACGGUGUGGAGAGAGGAAUCCUCACUGCCAACCGAAUGGUGCCUGGACCAAGCAUCCAGGUCUGCGAAAAUGACAAGGUCGUUAUAGACGUCGAGAACCACUUGGAAGGAAUGGAGGUUACGCUGCAUUGGCACGGGAUUUGGCAGAAGGGGUCGCAGUACUACGACGGUGUGCCUUUCGUAACUCAGUGCCCGAUUCAGCAGGGAACUACAUUCAGGUAUCAAUGGACCGCCGACAAUGCCGGUACUCACUUCUGGCACGCUCAUACCGGUUUGCAAAAAAUGGACGGUCUUUACGGAAGCAUAGUGGUCCGCCAGCCACCCAACAAAGAGCCUAACAGCAACCUGUACGAUUUCGAUCUGACAACGCACGUGAUACUGAUCAGCGACUGGAUGCACGAAGAUGCCGCUGAACGAUUCCCGGGACGUUUGGCCGUCAACACUGGUCAGGAUCCGGAAACUGCCCUGAUCAACGGAAAAGGACAAUUCCGGGACCCCAAUACCGGUUUCAUGACCAACACACCGCUCGAAGUAUUCACCAUCACGCCAGGCCGCAGAUAUAGGUUCAGGAUGAUAAACUCCUUCGGUUCCGUUUGCCCGGCUCAAAUAACGUUCCAAGGACACACGCUGACCCUGAUCGCUACAGACGGAGAACCAGUUCAUCCCGUAAACGUCAAUACGGUUAUUUCAUUCUCAGGUGAACGAUAUGACUACGUAAUAAACGCUGACCAGCCUCCGGGCGCCUACUGGAUACAGCUUCGUGGUCUUGGAGAGUGCGGAAUAAAGCGAGUUCAGCAACUGGCUAUCCUUCGUUACGCAAGAGGACCUCAUCAGCCGAGUUCCGACCCACCGACCUACGAUGUCGGGCUUCCCCAAGGAGUGGUCCUCAAUCCGUUGGACGCCAUUUGUAACAGACCGCGUGAUGACGCAGUUUGCAUAAACCAGCUGAAAAACGCCCGCCACAUCGAUGAGGGAAUCCUGCAAGAAAGACCAGACGUCAAGAUAUUCUUACCGUUCCGUUUCCUUUUCUACAGACCCGAGGAGGUCUUCCAACCAAACACGUACAAUCGAUACUUGGUCGCGCCAACCGGCGAUCACGUUAUUUCACUGGUCGACGAGAUAUCGUUCACUUUCCCACCGUCGCCGCCGCUUUCCCAGAUCGACGAUAUCCCGCCGGAACAAUUCUGCAACGGUGACAAUCGUCCGGCCGAUUGCGGUGCGAAUUGCAUGUGCACUCACAAAGUUGACAUCCCGCUUAACGCCGUAGUUGAAGUCGUCCUGGUCGACGAAGUCCAACAGCCGAAUUUAUCCCAUCCGUUCCACUUGCACGGAUACGCCUUCAACGUGAUCGGCAUGGGCAGAUCCCCCGACAAGAAUGUGAAGAAGAUCAACUUGAAGCAUGCCCUUGAUCUCGACAGGCGAGGUCUUCUCAACAGACAGUUCAAUCUUCCGCCGUCGAAGGAUACAAUUGCUGUGCCAAACAACGGUUACGUCGUAUUCAGAUUCCGGGCCGAUAACCCUGGUUACUGGCUCUUCCACUGUCACUUCUUAUUCCACAUAGUGAUCGGAAUGAACCUCGUUCUCCACGUUGGAACUCACGGAGAUCUUCCACCUGUACCGCCAAACUUCCCAACGUGCGGAGAUCACCUACCACCAAUAACGCCGCCGCUUUCGAUCGGAAGCUCGAUUUACCACUGACCCUAAAUCACAUAAUACCACCACCACCAGUAGCACUACUCUCUACUACCACUCUCAAUGAAGCUCAGACGCUGAGACACGCUGGUCCAAAGCACUUUAUACUUGUGGUAUGAAUUACGAAGGCAAGGUGUACAAAUGCAUGCUGCUGAUCUUUGCAUCCACACUCAAGGUAUAUGCUUACUGGUAACUUUUGUCUCAGCGACGAAUUACUUCGUCGCGUGCUUUCCUUAGACUGCCACGUCACCGUACCGAACGCACCUUCGUACCAUUCUGAAGAAAGUAUGAGAAAAAAUCUUUUGUCACCGAGAUAAAAGUCACCAAUGAGCAUCUACCUUUAAGGAUACUUUUCUCUACACGGAGAGAAAAAUCUGAGAAAAAUUACCCUGCUGUUACUAAUCGUGAUGUAAAAGACACCUAAUGCAGUUUUUAUUGAUGCAUGUUACAAAAAUUAUGGGUUUUUAUGAAAAAAAUUACUACCUUGCUUAGAAACUAUGUAUUUCGGCAGCACAAGAUUUAAAAUGUGACUACGCAUUUUUCUGAUGCAGCACGGUAAAAACUGCAUUAGGUGUCUUUUACAUCACGAUUAUAGUAACAGCAGGGUAAUUUUUCUCAGAUUUUUCUCUCCGUGUAGAGUUGGACAAGGAAUCGGGGCGUUUUUGCAUCGCUUCUGUAUCAUUCUCUUAUUCCUCAUUUUCACCCUUACCCCACUCUCUUCGUCCUAACUGAACUGAAAAAACUGCUCCAAACCCAUUGUACGAGCACAACUUUUGCACGAUAUCAAGUACUUAAAGUGCUUGCUAUACCGGUCAUCGACCGUGUCGAUAUUUUCUCCCUGUCCCUCCCUCACAAACUCCUUACUUCAUCUUAUUUUAUUUCAAUUCACCUUUUUAAUGUUAUACACAAGUCGGAAGAUCCUGAGAGAGACCUUGACAAUGACAAUGGGAUCGAAGAUAUUUAUUUAAACUCGCGGUAUUUCGCGCGAUUUAUUUAUUUUUUACUACGUCAUUUAUUUUCAAUUCUCUUUUCUUCUUCUUCUUUUUCUUCUCCGCUCUGGUGCUUCAUCAUAUUCUCACGAUUGAUUAUUCUUCGCAGAAUAUGUAUACCGGUUUACGAAUAGGUGUACGUAUAUCGAAUCAGAGAUGAGUAAAAUGGGAGGAAAGGUAUGCGAAGAAUAUCACGACGGCGCUAUUUCCUUCUGUUUUUAAUAUAUAUAUAUAUAUAAUAUAUUCAUGUUGCAGCUCGUACUCAUACGGUAUAUCCAUGUGUGCAUGCCGACGAAUAGAUCGUUAAUGUACCCAUGCAUGUACGUGUACGUACGGAAGUAUGUGUGUGUGUAUGUGUGUAUUUGCACGCGUGUGAAUGAUUUUAUUUAAAUGAAAAGUUACUUGAAAAUACAGCGACGAUCUACGAGAGAAAGAAUACGAACGCAAGAAGGUAAGAAAGGAGAAAAGAAUGAAAGAAAGAAGGAUUAGAAUAAAUAAAAUAAAGCAACAAUGUGUGAAUGUGUGAACUAACAUAAUUCUGUAUAUAAUGUAGUGGUAGAAAAAUAAAAUUUAAAUCUAUAUUAAAUUUAUUAUAAUAUUAUAUUAUUAUAUUAUUAACGAGGGUGGAACUGGGAUAAUAGUCUGGAGACACGUCUUGAGGCGAAUUCCGCGUGAAUUGAAACAAAUCGUCACGGAGUUCAGCUCAUACGUUCUCACUUCGACGACUCUGGUCUGGUGUUACAUUCGAUAUUUUCACCUUUGAUAUUUCAACCGGCACAAAACGCUAAGGAUUUCGAUAUUUUGAUACGCUUGCUUCGCUUCGUCUUUCCACAAUUCACGCAAUAUUUCUCACCCCAUUCGCGCUCUUUACGUAUUUCAUCAUCCCUUUCUACGUCUUCGUUUGAAUAUUCAACCACCUGUCCCUUUCACCUUUAUAUACUAUCCUCGACUCGACUCGACUCGACUCGACUUGACUCUCUUAAUCUUUACACUCACGCAUCACGCUCCCUCUUCUUCUCUAUUUUUUAUAGUAAUCUCACCUCAUGGACCAAAGCAAUGCCAAUAUCGUGCCUAUUGUCAUAUACUCGUAUUGUGUAAAAAGCAGCUGUUACAUAUUUACUCAGGUAGAUCGUGGAACGAGACCCGAGUCGACAACUGUUAUUAGUUCGAUAUACACAAUUAAUCGCGCACCAAGUAGUCACGUGGUGCGAUUGUCAGGGGACUUGUUUGCCAUACCGUCUCCGUCUGUCCAAAUCACGAUUUCUAUCUUUUUUUUUCUCUCUCUCUUUUGUAAUUCUUCUCUCAUCUUAUUUUCAGUUUCGUUAUUUAUUAUUAUUACUAUUAUUACUAUUAUUACAAUUAUUACAAUUAUUAUUAUUUUUAUUUUUAUUAUUAUUAUUAUUAUUAUUAUUAUUAUUAUUAUUAUCAUCAUUAUUAUCAUCAUUAUUAUUAUUAUUGUUGUUGUAUUACUAUUAUAGUCGAAUUGAACGUUUGUUGUUUUUCUAUCACGUUUCUUUUUUUUUUUUACUUAUCUCUAUGUCGGGGUCUAAAAUUACCAGGCUACUUGGUACUCCACAAUUUGUAUUCAAUUCCCCGGUCUUGAUACGAAUCGGGGUUGGAUUUUUUUCCUACGCGUUUAUGUACCGUAACUGCUGAUUAGACCUGAGUGUUGACCUGCAUCACCAAUGCGACUUCGAUGAUUUCGAAUAUCAGAUACGCGAUGAACCUUUGCGGGCUUUUAUAUGGUUUUAUGGGCGAUUAAUUAUCGGAAUCCCCGUAGCGUCCGAAUAAGUAUAAAUACGGGACGGGGGGGUGAUUGACCACCGGACAGAAAAACGGGCAGUCGAUCAAUCAGACCAAUUUUUCACCGGAAGGAUUAACAGGGCUAUAAUUGAAGUAACACGAUGUAUAACGUUAUGUAUAUUGCGAUACGUUUUUGUAAUAAGAAUAUAAUGAUAUUGUAUAGAAUUUGAAGAACGGGCGAUAUAUCGCGAGCUGCUGGUCGGUCUGUCGACCAAUGCGGUUCUAUAACGCACGAUCUGACAAUUAUUCGUUAGGAUAAAAGAGAUAUGUAUUUUUAGUAAUAAAGUUGUUUUGAAAACUGUUA
Messenger RNA from Neodiprion virginianus, 5721 nucleotides. Its product is annotated as laccase-5-like. Gene Ontology annotation, molecular function: oxidoreductase activity; copper ion binding. Lineage: Eukaryota; Metazoa; Arthropoda; Insecta; Hymenoptera; Diprionidae. The record is from RefSeq and is a predicted model, not a curated record. The transcript is spliced from 10 exons. Gene Ontology annotation, biological process: iron ion transport. Gene Ontology annotation, cellular component: plasma membrane. The coding region runs from base 373 to 2631 and encodes 752 amino acids.